Messenger RNA from Cantharellus anzutake, 993 nucleotides. RefSeq names its product Intradiol ring-cleavage dioxygenase. Gene Ontology annotation, molecular function: oxidoreductase activity, acting on single donors with incorporation of molecular oxygen, incorporation of two atoms of oxygen; ferric iron binding. The transcript is spliced from 8 exons. Lineage: Eukaryota; Fungi; Basidiomycota; Agaricomycetes; Cantharellales; Hydnaceae. The record is from RefSeq and is a predicted model, not a curated record. Bases 1 to 993 code for a protein of 330 amino acids.
AUGAAGCUCCUCACCAUCUUUGCCCUUGCAAUCACCUCUGCACUUGCUCACGACACUAGAGCAUUGUCCGCUGAGCAACUGAAACGUCGAAAGCUUGAAGUGGAAGCACGCAAUCUCGCAGCCAGGAAAUGCGCCCCUGCUGUGCGCGCAUUUGAGAAUCAGCGCCGCCACAUUCGCCGUGACCUGAAGCAUUUCUCUUUGGACCUCCGUGGAGGUCAUUUUGGUGCUCAGCAGGAAAAAGAGAUCAAGAAUAAAACUUGUGUUAUGACUCCUGAAGUAACAGAAGGCCCCUACUUUGUGAAGAAUGAACUUGUUCGUCAAAACGUACGCGAGAAUCAGCGAGGCGUUCCCCUUACGCUCGACAUUGGAGUGAUAGACAUCACUUCCUGCAAGCCACUACCUAACGCUUUUGUAGAAAUCUGGCAUGCCAAUGCUACAGGCUUCUAUUCUGGCUUUACUGCGGAGUCGACGGGUGGCAGCGGAAAUACUGGGGCGCCUCCAAGCAACAGCACUGGUUCUGGUGGUGGGAACCCUGCUAAUACAGCCAUGAGCGAUGAGCUUAGCUUCCUAAGGGGCGGCUGGCCUACUAACAAGAAUGGCGUUGUGGAGAUGUCUACCGUAUAUCCUGGCUUCUACACGGGUCGAACUACCCAUAUUCACACUGCAGUCCAGACAAAUUGGACCAAGGCGGCAAACGGAACGAUCGAGUCAACGGAAGGAAACCUUCUUCACAUCGGCCAGGUCUUCUUCGAUGAAUCCCUCAACGACAAAGUCUUUGCCUCUAUUCCCUAUGUCAAUACCACUCAGUCUCACACCACCUAUAACGCGGACGACUCUAUCCUUGCAGAGGAGAACACGGGCGGAUACAAUGCGUUCGCUGACGCAUACCAAUUGGGCAAGAACCUCCAAGACGGAGUUAUCGCAUAUAUCACUAUCGGCGUCGAUUCAACCGCAAGAUAUUCUUUCUCCACAACUAACUACUGGACGCCCUGA